UUCAAUUACUCGUUGUAACAUUUUUCUGAUACACGCCGGCGCUCCGUUUGAAGUUUCUACACAAUCUCACAGGAAUUUUAUGCAUAUAAAUUGAAGGAUUCAGAGUACGAGUAGAGUAUUUUGCAGGUCAUAACUCAGGUAAAUAUCGAUGAAUGACAAUAACCUUUCUAGACUCACUGAAAAAAUCACUGUAGGUGCCAUGGAAGACGAAGAGGAUACUCAUCGUACUCCUCCCAAAAAAAAAAUCGAGAGUCGAGAAAAAGAAGACUAAAAUCGUGCAAAGGUUCCGGGAUGAUUGGCUGGAGAAAGAGGAAUUUAAGUUUUGGUUACAACGUGUACCUGGUAAUCUGUGUAAAGCCAGGUGUAAACUCUGUUGUCAUGAGUAUACAGCUGACAUAUCAGUAUUAAGGGCACAUGGACAAACAGAGAAACACAGAGAAAAAGAAAAACCGCUGAAAGACAACAGCAUGAAGAUGACACAGUUUGUUCAACGUGGGAGUGGCAUAGAAGAACCUUUGAGCAUUGCAGCAAAAAGCGCAGAAAUUAGGAUAGCUGCAUUCUGUGCCGAGCACAAUAUUCCCUACGCAGCAUUAGACCACUUAUCAGACUUGCUGAAAUCAUCUUUCUCUGACUCCAAAAUUGCCCACAAAAUUGUUCUCAAACGCACUAAAGAAACUGCCAUUGUCAAAAAUGUUAUUGGUGAGACUGAGAAAUGCAGGCUAGCGGAGAAGUUGAAAAUAACUAAAUUUAGUGUGUUAACGGACGAAUCAACGGACAUUUCAGCAACUAAGACAAGUUGUUUGCUGGCGAGAUAUUUCGAUGAAGAAGAAGGUAAAAUUGUGUCGAAAUUUUGGGACUUAGUACAAGUAUUGCAGCCUGGAAAAGUGACGAGUGCAACAGCUGAACACUUAUACAAUAAUAUCAUUGCAAGUUUCAAAGAGAGGGGGAUCCCAAUGGCGAAUAUCGUUGGUUUUGGGUCUGAUGGUUGCAGUGUUAUGAUGGGUGUGCAUAACUCUGUCGCUAGUCGUUUGAAGCGAGAUUUACCACAUAUCACCAUCAUGAAAUGCACCUGCCACUCAUUGCAUCUUUGUGCAAGCGAAGCAUGUGAACAAUUACCACGUACGUGUGAGGACUUUGCUCGCAAUAUUCACAAUUUUUUUAACAGCAGUUCUAAACGUCAAAGUGAAUAUGUUGAGUUCCAGAUGUUUUCGAAUGUUGAGGUUCACAAGCUUUUGCAUCCUUCCCAGACACGGUGGUUAUCAUUGGCAACGGUGGUUGACAGAAUUCUCGAACAGUGGCCUGCUCUGUUGCUGUAUUUCACUGACCAAUGGCUGACAAUCAAGCUGAAAAUGGCACAGUCCAUUUAUGAGUGUUUGAAUGAUCCCUUCAACAAACUGUUCUUCUUCUUCCUUCAGUGGGUCCUUCCUAAAUUUACUGGAGUCAACAAGUAUUUCCAAUCUGCUAAAGUUGUGAUCACCGAUCUGCAUGAAGUAAUGAUUGACUUAUACAAAACUCUCCUGUAUAGCUUCAUGAAGAGAAACUAUGUCAAUUCACGUCCAUUGUCAGAAGUAGACCCAGAAGAUAAAGUUCACUAUCUGCCAAUGGCAGAAAUGUACUUGGGGGUACAGGUGUUGCUAGGACAGCAGAGCAGACAAGUCCAGGAGCGAUUGGAUUUACUGACACAUUUUCGUGAGAAAUGUCAAGCCUUUUUGAUUUGUGCCUGUGUUCAGAUCAAGAAGAGAGUUUGUGAACAAGAGAAUUAUCAAGACGUGGAUGACCAGUGGCGUCGGUUGUGCUCUUACCCCCUUGGCCAAGAGAUCAAAGCACUGGACACAGAUGUAUUUUGGGCAACAUUAUUAUCUAUACAGAACGAGGGAGGUGUGUACUUGUUCCAGAAUUUGAGUCGAUGCGUCUUGAGUAUCCUAUCGCUUCCUCAUUCCAACGCCGACAGUGAAAGAGUUUUCUCCAAGGUCAACCUCAUCAAGACUAAAUUGAGGAAUCGACUCAUCGUACCCACCGUUCGAGGCACUUUAUUAGCCAGCCAACACGUUCAAGCUAACGGAGGCUGUGCUGUAUUCAAACCUUCCAAAGAGAUGAUAUCAAGAAUGACCAAAGACACUCUUUAUGAUAAGCCGAAGGAAACUAGAAGUACAGCGGUUGACAGCGGGGAAGAGGAUGGCGGAGAUAAUUCUAUUUUCGAAGAUGUCUGA
Molecule: messenger RNA, 2210 nt
Organism: Anastrepha ludens (Mexican fruit fly)
Lineage: Eukaryota; Metazoa; Arthropoda; Insecta; Diptera; Tephritidae
Exons: 2
Coding region: 468-2210 (580 amino acids)
Source: RefSeq, a predicted model, not a curated record